AUGGCAGCUGUGUUUUCCGGUUUGGGGGUUUUCUUUAAUUUUUUGGUUAAGAAAAUUGAGGCGCAGAUAUUGAGUACUUUGUCCAAGAUAACACAACUGGCCAAUGGCAAAUGGCAGAACAAGCUCUGUACUAUGAUUCCUGAGCUUACUUCAGGGAUCAUGAAAGGCCACUGCAAUUUACAGAUUGACUGUGGUGAGUUCCAGGACCCCAAGGUCCACUGCACUCGAGAAUCUAAUCCCCACUGUGGUUCUGAUGGCCGGACAUAUGGCAAUAAAUGUACCUUCUGUAAGGCAAUGCUGAAAAGUGGUGGGAAGCUCAACCUAAAGCACCAUGGAAAAUGCUGA
Lipotes vexillifer (Yangtze River dolphin) is the source of this 345-nucleotide messenger RNA. Lineage: Eukaryota; Metazoa; Chordata; Mammalia; Artiodactyla; Lipotidae. The record is from RefSeq and is a predicted model, not a curated record.